AUGGCUAUCCCCGGAAAGGUUGCCCUCAUCACCGAUGGGGUCAAGAAUCUCGGUGCCCAUAGCGCUCUCCCGUUGGCUGGUGUCGGCGCCAACCUCACUUUGCACUAUCACUCCGCUAGCGGCAAGAAUGACGCUAUAAAUCUGGAAGCAGAACUAAAGAAGAAAAGGCCCUUCAUAAAAGUUGCCUUCUACCAGGGCCACCUGACCACCGCCGGAGCUGUGGCGAAGCUCUUCCAGGAUGUUCUUGAGGACCCCAGGCCCGCCGAUAUAGUCGUCAACACGGUGGGCAAAGCUCUCAAGAAGCCUAUCGUUGAGAUCAAUUGUUGUAAACAGCUAGAUUAUUUCCCAUAA
Penicillium riverlandense is the source of this 351-nucleotide messenger RNA. RefSeq lists its product as uncharacterized. Bases 1 to 351 code for a protein of 116 amino acids. NCBI's taxonomy places the organism in Eukaryota, Fungi, Ascomycota, Eurotiomycetes, Eurotiales, Aspergillaceae. The record is from RefSeq and is a predicted model, not a curated record. The transcript has a single exon.